Molecule: messenger RNA, 1018 nt
Organism: Ceratotherium simum simum (southern white rhinoceros)
Lineage: Eukaryota; Metazoa; Chordata; Mammalia; Perissodactyla; Rhinocerotidae
Product: olfactory receptor 10X1-like
Biological process (GO): G protein-coupled receptor signaling pathway
Cellular component (GO): membrane
Molecular function (GO): G protein-coupled receptor activity; olfactory receptor activity
Source: RefSeq, a predicted model, not a curated record
UGUUUAUUUCUUGUUUCUUUCAGAUAUCAGACAUUAAAUAAUGAAGAUCAACCAGACAAUCCUACAGGAAUUCAUUCUUGUUGGCUUUUCUGUUUACCCACAUGUACAGACACUCCUCUUUGUGGUCUUCUUUUGCCUCUACCUUCUCACCCUCACAGGUAACCUGGCCAUCAUGGGUCUUACUUGGGUGGACAGAGCUCUCCACACCCCUAUGUACCUCUUCCUCAGUGCACUCUCCUUCUCUGAGACCUGCUACACCAUGGCCAUCAUCCCCAAGAUGCUGGCAGAUCUACUGGCCAAAAGUAGAAGUAUUUCAGUCAUGGGUUGUGGCUUGCAGUUGUGUUUCUUCUUGGGAUUUGGUGGCAGUAAUUGUUUCAUCCUUACAUUGAUGGGCUAUGAUCGCUUCCUGGCCAUCUGCAACCCUCUCAGAUAUCCCCUGCUUAUGACCAACAUGGUAUGUGGACAACUUGUGGCCUAUGCUUGGGCUGGAGGCUUCUUUGUCUCUCUGAUAGAGACUGCACUCAUAUUCAGGGGCUCUUUCUGCAGCCCCAACCUUGUCAAACACUUCUUCUGCCAUAUGAGGGAAGUUGUGAGGCUGAACUGUAUAGACAGUGACCUCACAGAAUUUAUUAUAAUCCUUAUCCCAGCGUCAGGCUUGCUGGGCACCUUCCUGCUCAUCCUCCUCACUUACGUUUUCAUUCUGUCCACUGUCCUCAGGAUCCCUUCAGCUGAGGGCAAGCAGAAGGCAUUUUCUACCUGUGCCUCCCACAUCACAGUGGUCGCCAUCCACUUUGGUUUUGCGUCUAUUGCUUAUCUGAAGGCUGAAGCCUCAGGGGGAGAUGACACACUGAUAGCAGUCACUUACACUAUCAUUACCCCGUUCCUCAACCCCCUCAUUUUCAGCCUCAGGAAUAAGGACAUGAAGAAUGCUUUUAGAAAGGUGCUUGGAAUGACAAGGUCUUUGAAUGAAUACUUUUGGAUUAUUUCUGCAUGGUUGACUGUCCCCAGAAUUCAGUGA